AUGUCUUCCUUUCCAAAUCAUCGAAUUGUUUCAGAGAAUGAGGUGACAAGAAUAAUGGCAAAGUUCUCGACAAGAUGUGUGAUUGCUUGUCUAUUGACAAUUGGGAUGUGUGUAUUACAGUAUAAUUUAUUCUUUCGAAAUUUCAAAUUCAAGUUAUGGUUCAACAAGGAACUAAAAUCAUUCAAUCAGUUGGAGAAAAAAUUUCCAUCCGCACUAAUCGUUGGAGUUCGUAAAGGAGGAACUCGUGCUCUUCUUGAUGCUAUUGCUCUUCAUCCAAAAGUUAGAAUAGUUCGGAGAGAAACUCAUUUCUUUGAUGCAAACUACUCACUUGGAUAUGAUUGGUAUAGAGAUCAAAUGCCCGAGGUGGAAAGUGAUGAUGAAGUAGUCAUUGAAAAAACACCAGCGUAUUUCACGAAUGAGAAUGUGCCGAAACGUGUUUAUGAAAUGGAUCCAAAUAUGAAACUUAUUCUAAUCGUCCGUCAUCCGGUUUAUAGAACAGUCAGUGAUUUCACACAGGUGUACUACAACAAAUUAGAACAAAACAAGUCUCUUCCAGUCCUCUCCGUUGAAGCUUUUCGAACGGACGAAGCUGGAAUGGAGACGAUUAAUAUGGAGUACAAGCCAAUGACCAAUUCACUUUACGAUGUGCAUAUUUCAAAAUGGCUAAAAUAUUUCAAAAUUGAAAAUUUUCUAUUCGUUAAUGGAGAUGUUUUUAGAGCAAAUCCAUUGCAUGAAGAAGGAAACAUCGAUCAGUCAGCGAAGACGUUGUAUUAA
Caenorhabditis remanei is the source of this 774-nucleotide messenger RNA. RefSeq lists its product as uncharacterized. The record is from RefSeq and is a predicted model, not a curated record. Bases 1 to 774 code for a protein of 257 amino acids. Gene Ontology annotation, molecular function: [heparan sulfate]-glucosamine 3-sulfotransferase activity. Lineage: Eukaryota; Metazoa; Nematoda; Chromadorea; Rhabditida; Rhabditidae. The transcript is spliced from 5 exons.